UUCGGGAAAUAAAGAAGUUUGACACAAGAUUCCACCAUGGACGAGAAAACUCUUGGGGACAUCAAAAUUCACGACCUGUACAUGAAGCCCAGCUCCGGGCUGGGCAUGCGGCGUCACAGUGAGGUACCGAAGGGGAUGGUGCUGCACGUCAAAUGGAGUCUGAACGGCGACAAGGAGAAGAAAGCCCUGGACAUCCCAGCAGACGUGCCUUCUACCAACAGUAAAGGGACAAUGGACGGAGCCAUUCAAUACUUGGAAGACUUGAUGACCAUGCGGCCGAAAAAAGGCAAAGCUUUCCCGUCUUUCCUGGUCGGACCUGAGGGAGAGAUCAUACACAGUUACGGCACUACGAGUGCCGGAUCAACUCAGAUGAGGGACAUUCUGAAGAAAGGCAUCUGGCUUUUGGGUCGGUUCCAAGAAGUGGGCGCCCAGAGGAGGGGAAGUGAGCCGCCAGAAAUCCCCAGUGCCAGCCUGAAAGCGAUGCAGAAAUUCACCUCAACUCCGGUGGUCUCUAUCUACCCUGUGAGAGAGUCGCAGUUGCUCAGCAGACCACAGAUGCGCCGGUUGCGAAGCUGGCUGCCAAAGAGGUUCCGGGUCUGCAAGCCGGUCACGCUUUUCAGUACCGUGGACGACGGGCACCUCCUGGCGACCAUGUACCAGAAGUGCAGGGGUCAGGCUGAACUCGUGCUCAUCAUCCGCACGCACAGAGAGGAGAGAUUCGGUGCCUACAUCCCCGGCACGCUCACAGCGGCUACAGCACAGACCAAACGGCGGUCGUGCUUCGGGAUGGAGGAGACCUUCCUCUUCUCCCUCAGCCCGGCGGCAGGGAAGUACCCGUGGGCGGGCAGACAGGGCAGCGACGACAUCGAGCCCGACAGGGACAUCGUCAUCUCAGCUACCAACAACAGGCUCAUCAUUGGGGGAGGAGGCAGAGAUGCCAUAUUCCUGGAUGGUGACAUGGAGGGAGGCUACUCCGGAUCCUCCGACACUUUCAAGAACCCGCCGCUCUGCAAGGGCAGCCACUUCCGCUGUCUGGACGUGGAGCUCUUGGGCUUCCAGUAUUAGGGGAAAACAUCUAUCAUAAAAUUGAAUCUAUUUAACGAAAUGGCAGGAGGAGGAGGAGGAGGAGAAAACGGAGAAGAAACACGAGGAAAAACAUUAUACUUCAGUGGUAUGGACUGACAUAUAAUAACACAUUUAUAACUAGAUUGCAGUAUUUGCAGAAGCAUGGACGGGCAGGCUUACGUGACAGACUAACUCUUCUCGGUGGAGAAUUGAAAUGCGCAAACAAGAUGGCGCCGGCAUGACGUCAUAAUCCAACAUGUCGGCGUCAAUGACUUCCCACAAAAACAGUACUGAUUUUUGCUAACUCAAAACUGUAACUAGCUACAUUUGUAAUUACCGUAAAACGACUCAAAAUUGUUCAUUAACACUGCUUGUAAGUCGCCGUAUAUAAUACUGUGAUGUAUUUUCAUACUUAUGGUUUUGUAUUUUGUACAUAUUGCCAAUGCUGCCUGUUGUUCCGGAAGUAUUUCAUCUUGUCAAUCCUAUUACAACAAACAAGGCUGCACGGCGGUUUCUUUUCGUUUAUUUCUGGCAACUUAAAGGUAUUCCUGGCAACUUAAAGGUAAAAGAGUGUAAUGUACUUGUACAUAGUAAGUAAGAUUGCUAAUACUCAGAAGUCCUAUAUGAAUACAUGUAUCAACCUUGAUUUGGUUUGAAAUAAAGAUCA
Molecule: messenger RNA, 1732 nt
Organism: Branchiostoma belcheri (Belcher's lancelet)
Lineage: Eukaryota; Metazoa; Chordata; Leptocardii; Amphioxiformes; Branchiostomatidae
Product: TBC1 domain family member 24-like
Exons: 8
Coding region: 37-1065 (342 amino acids)
Source: RefSeq, a predicted model, not a curated record